This is a messenger RNA of Phalacrocorax carbo (great cormorant), 6479 nucleotides long. NCBI's taxonomy places the organism in Eukaryota, Metazoa, Chordata, Aves, Suliformes, Phalacrocoracidae. The record is from RefSeq and is a predicted model, not a curated record.
CCCGCCUCUGCGGGCAGUGCGCAUGUAUGGGGCGGCCGCCCGGCCCCUGACUCACCCGCUCCGCUCCCAUCCGCUCCCGGAGGCAUCCCCCGCCGCGGGCGAGGAGCGGAGGGAAGGCGGCCGCCAUGAAUCGUUUGGGGAAGAAAGCGAACGAGACCCUCAUCGAGAUGGCUCUGUCCGCGGAUGAUGACAUUGUGGUUCUCACCAAGUUCAAGCCAUCGUGGUCAGAAGGGGAAGAAUGCAAUGGACCUUUAUGUGAAACUGUUUCAACUACAGGAUCAGAAGUCCCAAGCAGCUCUGAGGGCCUAAACAGCACUGAGACUACUUUACUCAUCCCUGAACAUCAUGUGAUUGAUAAAAGACAUCAAAGCAAAGAUUCUAUUUUCUUCAGGGACGGUGUCAGGAGAAUUGAUUUUGUUCUCUCCUAUGUGGAUGAUCUUAAUAAGGAAUGGGAAAAAAAGUUGGAAAGAAGAAAAGAAUUUGAGAGCAAUUUGCAAAAGGCUGGUUUGGAACUAGAAACGGAAGAUAAGAAGGAAUCUGAAAAUGGCAAGAUUUAUUUUGUGAAGAUCCAUGCCCCAUGGGAGGUUCUGAUCACGUAUGCGGAAGUGCUGAACAUAAAAGUUCCCAUCAAGGAAAACGACAUUCCCUCAACGGUGGAGAACCCCCUGGACUGUAUGCUUGCCCCGCUCAGGCUUCCUGACAAGGUGAUGCACCCCGAGCCGGAUUAUUUCACAGCCCCAUUCAGCAAGGAUAAGCAGGAGCUGUACCUCAUUAAUGACGAGAACACUUUCUUCUCACCGUCCAUGAGAAACAGAAUAGUUAAUUAUAUUCUUACACGUUGCCCGUAUGGAACAGAAGAAGGGAAGAAAAAGUUUGGGAUUAAGAGACUGCUGAAUAAUGGCACCUACUCAGCUGCAUACCCUCUUCAUGACUGCCAGUACUGGAAAAAGGCAAAUGAUCAAAACUGUGACAACGAGAGAUACACGCUGUACAUGGAGUGGGCCCGUUUCUUGCAGUUCUACAAAGAACAGCCUUUGGACCUCAUCAGGAAGUACUAUGGUGAGAAGAUUGGAAUCUAUUUUGCCUGGCUGGGAUUUUACACUGAGAUGUUAUUCCUUGCAGCAGUUGUUGGCUUAAUGUGUUUUUUUUAUGGUUUGUGUACAAUGGACAAAAAUAUGAGCAGCAAAGAAAUCUGUGACCCUGCAAUUGGAGGAGAGAUCAUCAUGUGCCCUCUUUGUGACCGAGAGUGCGAAUACUGGAGACUAAACACGACCUGUGCGUCCUCAGAGUAUUCCUAUUUGUUUGACAACGUGGCAACUCUCUUUUUUGCCAUUUUCAUGGGCAUAUGGGUUACACUUUUCUUGGAGUUUUGGAAGAGGCGGCAAGCUAGACUGAAAUAUGAGUGGGAUUUGGUUGAUUUUGAAGAGGAACAGCAACAACUCCAGCUGAGGCCUGAGUACGAGGCAAAAUGUACCCAAAAGAAGAAGAAUCCUGUAACUCAGGAGAUGGAGCCUUAUUUGCCUAUAACUAGCCAGGCUGUGCGGUUCUGCAUCUCAGGAACUACAGUGUUGUUCUGGGUGUCUCUGAUUAUAGCCAGCAUGAUAGCUGUGAUCGUGUAUCGUCUUGCGGUGUACGCUGCCUUUGCCAGCCUGAUGGAGAACACUCAAACGUUGCAGCCCAUCAGCGGAUUACUGACCCCCCAGCUGGCAACUUCAGUCACAGCCUCGUGCCUGAAUUUUGUCAUCAUCAUGAUACUGAAUUUCUUAUACGAGAGAAUAGCCAUCUGGAUUACUGAUAUGGAGAUUCCCAGAACUCAUAUGGAGUAUGAGAACAGGCUCACUAUGAAAAUGUUUCUGUUCCAGUUUGUCAACUACUAUUCAUCCUGCUUCUACGUGGCCUUCUUCAAAGGGAAGUUUGUUGGUUACCCAGGUGCCUACACAUACAUGUUUAAUCGCUGGCGGAACGAAGAGUGCGAUCCUGCGGGCUGUUUGAUAGAAUUGACGACACAGCUCACCAUCGUCAUGGCUGGCAAACAGAUCUGGGGAAAUAUCCAAGAGGCCAUUGUACCCUGGAUUUGUAACUGGUGGGGUCGCCGGAAAGCCAGGAAUAAUCCAGAAAAUUUAUACAGUCGCUGGGAGCAAGACCAUGAUCUGCAGACGUUUGGAGCCUUAGGCCUGUUCUAUGAAUAUCUAGAAAUGGUCAUUCAGUUUGGAUUCAUUACUCUCUUCGUGGCAUCCUUUCCCCUGGCUCCCCUUCUUGCUCUGAUGAAUAAUAUCCUGGAGAUUCGAGUAGACUCCUGGAAAUUAACCACUCAGUACAGGAGACCUGUGGCUGCAAAAGCGCAUAGCAUAGGAGUUUGGCAAGAGAUCCUGAACGGAAUGGCCAUCUUGUCUGUUGUCACUAACGCUUUUAUUGUUGCGUUCACAUCAGAUAUGAUUCCUCGUUUAGUUUACUACUAUGCUUAUUCCGUAAAUGACAACUCGCCUAUGUCUGGAUACAUAAACAAUAGUUUGUCAGUGUUUCAAAUCUCAGAUUUUCCUGACAGAACCAAGCCUAAACUGAGUCCAGAAAACUUUGUCAUAUGCAGGUACAGAGACUAUCGAUAUCCUCCAGAUCACGAGCGGAGAUACUUACACACUAUGCAGUUUUGGCACAUUCUUGCUGCAAAACUGGCCUUUAUAAUUAUUAUGGAGCAUGUUGUAUUCAUCGUCAAAUUCUUUGUAGCAUGGAUGAUUCCUGAUGUGCCCGCAGACGUGAAAGCCAAAAUAAAACGUGAGAAGUAUUUAACGCAGAAAAUCCUACAUGAGUAUGAACUUGAAAAACUGAAGGAGAGACUGUGUCAAGGUGAUAAACGAGCCACGGAAAAGGAGUUCAUCGCCACGGAAGGGAGAGUGGAGUUAUCCAGAGCAAUGUAGCUGAAAAAAACAACUGCUUGGGAUUUAGCUCGUUUCAGCUUUUUUAUCUGUGAUUUGCUCAGUACGCAUCAUCUGGAAAGCUAUCGGACAGUUUCAGCCCUUUGCUUUCACGCCAAAGAUUUUAGACUUUUCUUUAAAAGUCUUACUGAGCAUUCUAGGUCUAAGUCCACUUAACUGUAUGACUUCAGCACUGUUUUCUGUUUACCCAUCGCUUUGAAUAAUAAGCGUCAUCUUGUAAUCCUAGAAUUUGGAUUCCCGGUAUAGGGAAUGUGACCCCCAAAGGGCUCACAGGAUAUACUGAGGUGAUUACCACCGAGCCCUCCCCCUGCUGAUAAAUGCAAACUUCCAGGCUGUAUCCCAGCUGAAUGAAAAGGGUAUCACAGAGGACUCCUGCUGUGGGAAAUGUUGAGGAUUAUUAUUUUUAUGACAUGAUCAUUUAAAUAGGAGAACACUCCUGAUGCAAGGGUUUGGGGCUUUUUUUUUAAUCCGCUAUGUCUUAUGAAACAUUUAUUUGCAGCUUUGAAACUUCUAUACAAUUUUUAGAAGGAAUGGAUUUUUAAAGAUAUAUUGGCUUAAUUCCACUUGGAGUUAUUUAGAGGCACAGAAUUCAGUUAAUACAGACUGAUGAAGGAAAAAAAAACCCAUAACUUAUUUUUGUAAAGGUAUGGUCUGCCAAAGAGUUUGCUCUUUAAAUGCAAAUGUUGUGGAGUCGUCUAAUGACGAUGUUUUGUUUUGUUUUUUAAAAGAAAUACACAGUUUGGAGAAGUAAGCUAAUUUAUUUCUCGGUCUCCAAAACUGCCAUCGGACGAUCACACUUGACUUUAGUUUUGGCCAAAGCGGCCCCUUUGUUCGGGUUCUUUGUUAGGGUUCUUUGUUCGGAUUCUCUGGGAAUGCCAACGAGGGGCUAAAGCUGUGUGGCCGUACUCGGUGCGCACUGUGGAGUACGACUGCACGGCGCAGGGGCCUGGGAGCUGGACCGCCACGCUGAUUGAUCUAGCUGCAUGGUUUGUGCUCGGAUUUGUAUUCGAAAGAUUUUAAGCAUGCCAAAUCAUCUGUGUUCAGGUUGUUACUGUCCUUACGCAUCAGAGCCUGGGGGGGUUGGGGUUGGGGUCUGGUUUUUUUUCUUUUUUCUUUUUAACCUUUAAGAAGGUUCGGGGGCUUUUUCUGUUUUCUCAUGGAGCUUUUCUACAAAGUUACUGAGUUUUUAGAUACACAACAACUACUUGUGCAGAGUAGCUACUAGCUGUUUACGAAUGUGCCCUCGUUUUAUAAUUUGAAGCAGUUAGUCAUUCUCCUGAUUUUGCUGUAUAUUUAAAACAUAUCAGCACUUCCAUGCUUAGUGCCUUGUUUGUUUGCAUUUGGGGAAAGAUGUGAAGAUGAUCGCUGUGGGGAGACGCGCAUUUCCAAAGCGUGCUUGCAGGCAUCGUGAUACUGUGAACCUGCGCACAUGGCUGUACAGUGUUAGCCAAACCUGCCUUGGCCCGCUUCUGUUCUAGCGCUAUCGAACUGCCCGCAGAGAGCAGUUCAUGCCUAGACUGCUUAGGUAAAGUAGCACCAGACUGUUGAGUUCUCUCACGCUGAAGUACACUAGCUAGAGAGGUUAGAAAUUUUACUAUAUUUGCACUUUGAAAGUUAUACUUCUUGCAAGUAUACACAAAAAAAUUUCAGAUUUGUGUUCCGUAUCAGCCGAACGUACUGUUUACUAGAUCCGCAACUUAAGGUUUCCGUAUUCUGUUUUAGCAGACCUAGCCUACGUCUUGGAACACUUGGCUAGUAACCUUAACGUUAAAACAGAGUUUUAAAUCGAUGUCUUGGGUAGAACCAUCACUAUUAGUGAAAGUUUUAACAUUGAAGUGCCUACCUCGAACAAACAUCCCAUGGUUUGGCUGCCAGUCAAGGAGUUGAAGCAGAUGUACAUUUCUUGUUACUGUAAGUUAUUUAGCUUCGUUCUGUAAGUUUGCUUGAUGAAUCAAGCACGCUGGCAACUCACGUUCAUGAUGAACUGACCGUGUUCUUGAAUAUUCAGAUAUAGUUGAAGUAAUGGGUUUAUUGGAGGAAUGCAUGUAUACAUAAAUUAGCUCUGCUGCUUAAUGUAUAAGUCAAAGAGGAGUAUCUGUCACCGCAGCCGCGCAUGCGACACCAGAAUUUACACAACGCAAGCACUUGCUUCUUACACAUAUACUGUUAACUAAACCGCUCGAUUCAGGCUUCAUGGUUUUGUUACUGUUAGCAGUGCAAACAGUUGCUUCCAACAGUAAGGUGGUGAGAUGCAAAACGGUAUUUCUAUGCAAAACAUACAAUCUGAAGCUGAAAACAGAUUUGAAACUUCAGCAUUAGGUGCACUAUUCCUGCUUCCGGAACAUUAGUUUCUUCGGGUCCUGUGAUAAAGUGUCCCGAUACACUGCACUUGAAAAGAUGUCAGCACCAGAGCUGUGCUGUGAACGAAUAACGCUGUUUAAAAGCAAGGUGGAGGAAAGCAAGGAAACACCUUAGUUUGGGAUACAGCAUUGAUAGGCAGAAGCCCCGCCUGCAGACCAUGAAUUUGAACUGAUGUUUUGACCCUACUUCUUGCUCCUUUCAAACAUCUUUUGAGAUAACUUCCUAUUUAAUGCUAUGCAAACAGAUGUUGUGCAUACGUUGUAUCAUACAAUAGAAAUUAGAAAUAAUCUGGGAUCAGAUUAUUGAAAAAGAAAUAUAUAUCUUGAAAAUAUAUCAUUACACUUCAUAGCAUUACUACUUCAUGUAUAGAAACUGUUGAAGAGAGAAUGUGUUGUAUUACGAGUUAAUGUCACAUAGCAAAAUAAGUCGGUAGCACCUCUUCACGUAAUAGUUUGCCUUUACUUGUCAUCAAGCAGUAUUUUGACAGAAGAUUGAUGGUAUGAUUGGGAUUAGACUGGUUCCCAUGCAUGGCCAUUUCCUGAAGUGUUCUUGGAAAGUGACAAAAAUCAGAAACAUGGACCGGUCAGUCUGGGGAUGUGCUCAUUCUUACUGUUGGAAUGUUUGAUUUUGAUGCGUUUAAUAAUGCAAGUAUCUAAAAGUGUCCUUUAACCAAAGUGAAGAUAGUUCUGUGAUGGAACUACAGUAAUUUAAGCAACGCUAGAUUGCUUCAUUAGAAAUAGAAAGAGAAGAUCGGCCUUUCAAGUGUAAUGCCAUCAGGGAAUAUUUUUUUUUCCGAUUAAAAUUUAAUAUUUUUACCCUGGAAAGAUUUUGUGUGGUAGGUUUUGCAAACGACUGCAAAAUAAGAGUGCCAGUCUAAGACACUAUACUGUUUUUUCUAGAAGAUUUUGUUACUAUGCUUUUACUUUUUUAGGUAAUACUAUCAUUUUGAGACAACAACUGAAAAGGGAAAAUAGAUGGGCUUCCCUACUGUUCCAUGUGUACUGCUUGUUUUGACCUGUACCGCCGUGUAAUCUGAGAGGCAUUAUUGUUUGCUAAGUAUGUUGCCGAUACAUAUGAUACACUAAUGUUGGAAUAAACUUUUUUAAACAUUGCAUUCAGCUAACUUAUAUAUAUGUAUGUUUACUAAGAUCUAAAUCUGGCAAAUAAAGCAGUGUUUAUUUCUAA